GAUUUUUCGCGUUAUCUGUUGUGGUCAUUUUUGCUUGGGAUCUAUUAGGUGUGACGAUUUUUUAAAUUUUUUUUGCGGUAUCGAGCUCACUGCCGUUUUUCUUAUUGUUUCUCGUUAUUCUUUCUAAUUACUUUCGUCACUUCGUGUGUUCAGUGUCGGACUUAUCGUUGACUGUAAUCGUGUUGAAACAAAAGGUGUUUGUGUGAGCUACCUAUACCGUUGUAAUGGAUUUGUUUUCCGCCGAAGUUAACGCUGUUGUUGUUGUGCGUAAUCGUCUUCGACGCAGUGCCUCAAAUUAAAAGUACUACCUACUCACUUGUUGUCAUGAAGCUUUAUUUUAUGGGACAAUUUUAACUUUCAUAUCAAAGAGACACAAGAAAAAAAUCAUGUUGCGAAUUAAAAAAGGCUUUUCGGAGCAAUUGCUCCAGAUGGCAUUGCUGUUGAGUCUUAUAGGCUGCGAUCGUUUAUGGCCAACAUUCGGGAUAUGGCCUUCGGCACCUUCGGCUGAAGUAGAAGUAGGACCUUUCGGUCAAUGGGAUGAUGAUAGCUACUCAAACGGCUUUGGUCCAUUAACGCAAAUUCACCCCAAAAGUGUUGAUCGAUAUUUGGAUCGCCAAUGGCUGUUAAACGAAUUACUAUCGUUGGGUAGAUAUGGCGAUCGAUAUCCAUCGAACAUUGAGGCAUAUUUACUUAAUGUUGACGGCGACGAGAACGGUCGAGACGAUCAGCAACAGCAAGACCCCGGUGGUCAUGUUGUUAAAACGGAACCUAAAGAAAACGAUGAUGAAAACAACGACGACGUUGAAGUAUUUGACACAGAUAUUGUUGAAGAUGUUUUCAUCUUUGCGCCAGAGGACGCUGAGAUCGUAGAAUCCCUCUGGAAAGUCGAUUUGGAUUAUGGAACGUCGGGUGCCACUACUGAAAGUCGAGGUCCUUCUCCUUACAACAGCACCGGCGUUGGAUCAUUUUUGUCACCUGGAGACGAACCGCCGUCGCGCAACUAUACUUUCAGCAGUCCCGGGGCUUCGUCCAAUCGCAGAUGGUACCUUCCACCUAACUCAAGUGACUUGUUGGCGGGCUCCAGUCCGAAUCCGAGCCGAUUUGAAGGCGCCAGAAACUCUGAUGGAAAUCCUUGGGAGGUCGGUAGUUUGUUGGUGGACCUUAGAACUGCAGGCGAAAGUCGUUCGAGACGAGCGUCCAGUGACAAUGAUACCGAAACAUCGGAUUUGGAUGCCGAUGAAUCUGCUGAACACAGAAAAUAUGACCAGUCAAGCAGUAAUAACGAAUCUCCAAGCUUAACACCAGGAUUUCGUGUGAAAGAAUCUCCGUAUUACGAACCAUCGUUUGAGUUUGACUUUGAUGAACUCGAAUCUUUUGCAGACAUGAUGCAGUGUUAUCCUCAACCACCGCCAUCCUCCAGGCAUUUCCAAGGCAGGAUGGGCUACACAAGAACGGGAAACAGUGGAAUAGACCAGCGAGGCUGGCAGGAGUUGGCUACGUGCAGUCCCAUGCUGGCGUUCCCAGUCGAAGGGCAGCAUCACCAUCAGUCCCACUAUGGUCAGCAUCCGUCCAGCUCACUUAAUUAUCCACCUGGGCCCGGCAUGUAUCACCAUCCUCAUCACCAUCAACAUAAUCAUCUCCAUCAUCAACACAAUAAUCACAACAGCAACAACAACACGGGAAACGUGCUUUUGCAGAACGUAAGCCUGUGCGCGCCUCCGCCGCUGCCACCUCCGCCAGCGUCAACGUCCAUUGACAUGGGCGGAGGCCACGCCACCACGUCGUCCUCGUCGUCGUCCCUAUCACAUUAUCACCACCACUCUUCACCGAUCGGUGUGUCGACCAAUUGCAAUCUGAGCUCGGCCGUCGCCACUUCGCUUCACUUGCCCGGCAGCUCAUCCGAACAGCCUGCCGCGUUCAAGACGGAACCCCAUCAACAUGAAAUGAUGUUUCCUUAUCAGAAUCACAAUAACGAUAUGGCCCCUUCAUCGGAAGGACUUUUGUCGUCAAUAUUGAACGAUGACGAUUUGCAGCUCAUGGAUCCGGCGAUGGGCGCGGAUGGUGGAAUGUACCCAGUGCGGAUGAUGGACACUGCCAGCAGCUCAGUGCCUUGCAACAACAACACGAUAAACACCGCGACCAUGAUUCAAAACGGUAACGCGGGCGGCGGCGAUUCUGAUAGCGCCGUCAGUUCGAUGGGCUCAGAACGCGUGCCUUCACUGUCGUCGGACACUGAAUGGAUGGAAACAAACUCGGACAGCGGACACAACGACGGAUACCCGUCGCACUCUCACCAAGAAUAUGGAAAAAUGAGGUGGUUGGACAAUUACCUGUAUUCCGGCGGGAGUCGUGGUCAUUCGGCAGCUCCGCAAAAGAAAUACCAGCUGUACGGGAGACGCCUUACAGAUCCCGUAUCAGGGACCCCGAACGCAACCGAAACGGCUAGGUCGAAUCACAUCGGUCUCGUUCCGGAUUCAUUGAACCUGCCAUACGAUAUGUCUGCCAGGGAAGGCAUUCCAGUGCCCGGUUCUUCACAGUUUAACAGACACAUGGCUGGCUGUUCACGUGUGAUGACGCCUGAAACCCAAGUGGCACUCAACCAUACGUAUGCACUACCUGUCGAAGGUCCCAGGAUACAGCGCAACAAGCUCAAGAGCAGCAAGAGGAGUGAGGAUGAACAGCUGACGAGAGAUGAGAAGAGGGCAAGAAAUCUGAAUAUUCCUAUCACCGUCGACGACAUAAUCAAUCUGCCCAUGGACGAAUUCAACGAGAGGCUGUCCAAGUACGACCUAUCCGAAAGUCAAUUGACAUUGAUCAGAGACAUUAGGCGUCGUGGAAAAAACAAGGUGGCUGCUCAAAAUUGCCGGAAACGCAAGCUGGACCAAAUCCUCAGCUUGGCUGAUGAGGUGAAACAAAUGAAAGACCGAAAAUUCAAUCUGUUACAAGAACGUGAAUACUUAAUGACCGAGCGGAUGAGAGUGAAAACAAAAUACGAUCUACUUUAUAACCAUAUUUUCGGAAGUCUCAGGGAUCCUGAUGGAAAUCCGUACUCUCCGUACACUCAUACGUUGCGGGAGCAACCCGACGGCAGUGUCAGUAUUGUACCCAGAAAUAAUGGCACCCAAACCGACCGGAAUCCUCGGUCCAAGCAACACAAGGACAAGUAAUCUUGGAAAUUACUUGAUGUCCGGUUAUAUUUUUAUACCAAAAUGCUGUGAUAAAUACUGUGGGUGGUGGUGAAAUCACCUCGAAAUUAUCAGGGAGCCGUGUGUACUUAAUAAUUUUGCUCAAACAUAAUAUUAUACACCUUUUUUUACAUUUUAAUCCUAAAGACAUCAGAUUAAUUAGAUACUCCUUGAUAAAAACUUUAUUAAAUUAUUUUUAAAAUAAGCUAUUACUAUGUUUUAUUAAAAAAAAAAAAUCAUAAAAAAAUUAAAUUAACUAAUCAUAGGUAAUCUUUUUUCUUUAUUUUCGUUUGUAUAUUUGCAAACUGUUUUUUACUUGACUUGCGUUAACAUAUUUCACAAAACAAAUAUUUUGAUCAGUCUCAUAAGAAAAAUUUCUCAUAGUUAUAUAUUUCCUUUAUCAUUUUUCUUAACAAAAGUUUGUAAUUUCUUGUAUAGGGAAACGGAUGGUAUUGGUUGAAUUUUGCAAAUUCAUUAUAAUUUAUUAAUAACUUGGUGAAUUUCUAUAAUUUAUUGUAAACUAUUUUUUUUUCUUUAACCACGAUGUGUUGAAAAUAAGAUAAUAUAUCGUAGUUUUUGGUUUAUUAAUAUUGUAUGUAAAUUAAAAUAUAUAUCGUAAUAUUAUAGAAUAAUUGAUAAGGUGGAUAAAUUUUAUGACAUUUGAAUAUCUUCUGGUUAUAAUUUGUACUUGUGGUGACAAUUAGGUUGGUGUCUAUAUUAUAUCAUAUAUACUGUAAUAUUAUUUAUUUUGUAACUUAGAAAAAAAAUGUAAAUUUUUUUGUAUAUUAUUACUUGUAUUACGUACAAUUUAGUAUAAUUAAAAUUUUUAAUAAUAUUUUCUUUUUGC
Molecule: messenger RNA, 4032 nt
Organism: Myzus persicae (green peach aphid)
Lineage: Eukaryota; Metazoa; Arthropoda; Insecta; Hemiptera; Aphididae
Product: segmentation protein cap'n'collar-like
Exons: 15
Coding region: 387-3167 (926 amino acids)
Biological process (GO): regulation of transcription by RNA polymerase II
Cellular component (GO): nucleus
Molecular function (GO): DNA-binding transcription factor activity, RNA polymerase II-specific; RNA polymerase II cis-regulatory region sequence-specific DNA binding
Source: RefSeq, a predicted model, not a curated record